Phodopus roborovskii (desert hamster) is the source of this 4976-nucleotide messenger RNA. RefSeq names its product cilia and flagella associated protein 47 (gene Cfap47). The annotation marks the transcript as partial. Lineage: Eukaryota; Metazoa; Chordata; Mammalia; Rodentia; Cricetidae. The record is from RefSeq and is a predicted model, not a curated record. The transcript has 30 exons.
GUCCCAACAAUGGUUUCCUAGAGCUCGUCUCCUAGCUACAUCUGUUGUCCCUAGCCAGCCGGGAGUUGGUCAAGUCUGCUCCAGGCUGCGGGCUGUCUAGCGGCUGCGAUGGACACAGAGCGGGGCUCACUAGCUCCUAGGGAUGUGGAUGGUCCCAAGAAGGAAGUUCAACUGAGGGUAAUCCCUUCGGAGCUGAGGUUCCUGGAUGCAGUUUCUGGGAAAGUGUACAGACUCCCGCUUAUAGUACAUAACCUGGGCCGCUGGAAUCAGAAGAUGAGGUUUCAAGAGCCCACAAAGCCACAGUUCAAACUGUUGUUGACCAGUCUGGAUAAGGAACUUGCUUCUGGCCUUCAAAUGACAGCAAUGGUAGAAUAUCAUCCUGAUAAAAAUGAAGACAUGUUUGAUCACAUGUAUAUUUCUGUAGGAAAUAAAGUACUAGAGAUUCCUCUGAUUGGGCUAAUUCCAACCUGUCAAUUGGAAAUUGUGCCAGUAGUUGAUUUUGGCACAUUAGUUGCCAAUAGUAAAGUGCAUUGUAAAGAGAUUAGUAUUAUUAACCAUGGCAAAGCCCCAGGUAUAUUUAAAACAGAAUACCAGGGUCAGUUACCUAUUGUCAUUUCUCCAAGUAGUGGUACUGUGAAGGCUAAGUCAUCAAUGGUCCUCAAAGUGGAUUUCUGUGCAGACCAGUCUCAAUUUGUAAAUGAAGUGGCAAGAGUGAGUUUGCAGGGUCGUCCUGAUACAUUCUUGAACAUCAAAGUUCAUGUGGUUGAACAGAUAAUCGAAUUGUUUAACAUGCAUAGUGACAGGAAAUUGGAAUGUAUACGAUUUGGUUCUGUUUUCUUUGGAACAUCAAAAAUUGAGCAUGCACUUCUGUUUAACAACAGCCCUGAAACCAUAAACUGGGUUGCAAUAAUGCAAGAUGAUUGUGUUGGCGAAGAACUGGGAGCAAAUAUUCAUCAAAGGACAGAUAUUGCCUUAAACAAUCUCCCCUACUUAAACAAAAUAAAGAAAAUAGAUAUGACUGAUUUUAUCUCCUGUGUUCCCAAUGAAGGGACUUUACUUCCUUACCAAAAGAUUGUAAUUACAUUUUGUUUCAGCCCAAAGCUUGUAGUUGAUGUUAAAAAGGACGUUGGACCUUCACAUAGGCAAGACUAUGCACUCUUUGUGAGAUUUGAUUCUGUGGGAAGUAAAGAUGGAUUUUUAAGAGAUGAUAACUCUAACACCAUGAAAAGUAAUCGACUUCAAAAAGUAGAAUUAGCUUUGACAGGCUCUGGACUUCCUGUCAUCUUGCAGUUUGAUCCAGGAAAAGUUCUUACAUUUGCACCUUGUUUCAUGGGUGAACAUUCAGAUCUUCUAUGCAUUGUAAAAAAUCAAUCCAUUUCACUUCCUGUGAUGUACCAUUUUCAAAAAACUGCACACUUUAAAAUGGAUCCUGAAAGGGGCAAAAUUGAUGAAGGAUGUAUUCAGAAUGUGGUAUGUUCAUUUGUUCCGCAUCAAAUUGGUGUAUUUAAAGUGAAGCAAGUGAUCGAGAUUAUCGGCCCAGUGGCAGAUGAAAAUUUACGGUCUUUGUCAAUGAAACCUUUUCAUUAUAUACAUUUAGAAUUCAACAGCAUUUGCAAAGCUUACACUAAGAAAGUUGGGGUGAAAAUUAAUCCUGGUCUAUCCCCCUUGAUCAGUAAUCCUACAAGACAAUUUGUGAUCAAAGAGUCAGAGAAAAAGGAAGAUGUUCCACCUGUAGCAGCAAUGCUGCAGUCAGCCAUGACAAAACUUCAUAAUCAUCACUCAAAUGAUGUGUCAGCAAAGAAUGCACUGAUUGCCUUUCCUAAUGACAGAGCUGCAAGUAUUAGGUGUGGAGACCACCAUGAACAGUUCAGAACAAUUUUCACAAAGAUGCCAAGGCAUGACUAUACAGAUCCUGAUUAUGAAUACACUGAUUUGGAAAAACUAGAAAGAAAAAUACAUCGAGAUUACUACAGAGAUUACAUUAGAAAUUUAAGAAAUGCACGCCUACAGAAAGAAGCACAGAGGGGACGCAAGUGUCCAUUUAAUGAAGUAGAUAUAGGCAUGCAGCCAUCAUCUGGUCUAAAGUCACCAUCACUAUCUCAAUCAGAAAUAGAAGAGGAGAUACUUCCAACUUUAAAGUCUUCUUCUCUCAAAGCUAAAAGAUUGCUAAGCACCAAGAAAAUAGCAUCCAGAGAGACAGAAUCUCUGCAGAGAAAGAUUCCCAAAGGACUUAAAUCAAAGCCAACCACUCACCAAGAAAAACAUGACUGCAGCAAAGUUUUGACACCAAAGCAAAUCCAUCAAGUAAUUGUUGGACCAUCUGUCCUUAACUUUGGUAAUAUUUGUGUGAAAUCUACAAAUACUCAGCUACUUCACAUUGUUAAUAUGCUGCCCAUGUAUAUAUUGAUACAGUUAGAUAUUGAUUUGGAAGAACUUCAGAAAACCAACCAAUUUUCAUAUGUGAUCCCACCUACAUCUAGUACAUAUGUAUCGAUGGUAUUUGAGUCUUCUACCAAUGGAAAAUUUUGGAAAUCAUUCACUUUCAGAAUUAAUAACAUCCCUGGUGGACACAUCCUGGUGAUGGCUGUCAUCUUGCCUGUAAAACUUGAAUUGUCUAGUAAUGAGAUUGUAUUGAAACCACAAACCUUCUUGUUGAAAACAUGUUUUCGGGGAACUGUUAGGCUGUAUAAUCAACUGAAUCGUCCUGCUCAAUUUGUAUGGAAACCAGUAAGUGCACUGAGAGGAAUUGCAUUUUCUAUUCGUCCGGCCAAAGGCAUUGUUGAUCCUUACUGCUCAUUGGAAUGUGAAGUCACCUGGCAACCAGGUUUUAGUUCUCCAGAGAAGGGAGAGUUUACACUUCAAGUGUCAGGAGGAAAUACUUUGACCCUCAAGUGUAUUGCACAUGUUGGACAUACUAGAGUCACCUUUUUAGAGCCAAGAAUACUGUUCAGUAAUAGUUCUCAAGGUUUAACUACUUGGCGGAAAGCCAUUCUUCACAAUAUAGGGCAAAACCAUGCUUAUUUCAAGGUUUGUGAUCAAAGCCUUUUGCCUACCAUUAAUAUCAUUCCAUCAGAAGGAAUAAUCCCAUUUGGGGGAAUAACUGUUCUUAAUAUCUCCUGUACACCUACUGUGGCAGAAAAAUUUGAUACAAGAGCAAAGGUUGCUAUUCACCGUGCAAAUGUUAUAGAUCUAAGGAUUGGUGGAUCUGUUGAAAUUGCUGAUGUUGAAAUCACACCUAAUGUAUUUAAUUUCAGUGGUACCUAUGUUGGCACUACAGAAACUAUCCCAUUUGUAAUUAAAAACAGAGGUGUGACACGGGCCAAAGUAGAGUUCAAUCUAAAAGAAUUCCCACUUUUUGCAAUGGAUUUUAAGGGAAAUGCAGGAGAAUUCAGAAAUACAGAAGUUCCUUAUAUGUAUGCCAUAGAGGUAGAAGAAAGCACAUCUGUGGAAUGUGGCAUAGCAUUUUCUCCUGUUGAAGUAGCAACAUAUGAUUUUAGCUUUCCUGUCCUUAUUAAUUCCUUUAAGGCCUCAGAACUCUACUGUGAAUAUUUGUCACAGAAAAAGGUGUUGAUGCCAAGAGUAUCACCACUUAUUCCACCAUGUUUUGUUCAAGCUACUGUAUUGCGAGCACCAUUGGAAUUAUCCAGCACUGAGUUUGUCUUUAAAAUCCCAUUAUAUGAGAUUCAACAUAGUAAGGAGAUCACAAGAAUUCAGGAUCUUGUCUUAUAUAAUAUUUCAAAAAAAACCGUUCAGUGGUCUUUGGAUAUUGGUAAAAUCGACAAACUUUUCAAAAGUGGCAUAUUCAAAUUUACUGCACUGAUUGGAAGUCUGAAACCAAAUGAAAAGUAUACUAUUUCCAUACAUUUCUGUCCAAGGGAGCCCAUAACCUAUCGAGCUGAUGUUGCUAUACGUUUAAAUGAUAAUUUAUUUGACUAUAGAACAUUAAGUUUGAUUGGAGAGAUACAAUCACCAAAGAUACUUUUUGAUCCACCAUUUAUAUGUUUUACUCCUGUUCCUUUGGAUAUUACAGCUGGGGUGGAUAUCAGAAUUUUGCCACAGAACUAUUUCAGAAAUUCAAAUCUACAGUUCAAGAUUCCCACUGCAAAACUUCUUGAUGAUGAUGAGAUUCACCCACUUACUGUGACAUUUCCUAAAGGAAGAGUUAUUACUGGCUCUAAUACUGGAAUUAAUGAUGAGCUACCAUGUCAUCUUAGCUUCAGUUCAUCUAAACCCGUUUCAUUUUUUGCCAAUCUUCUCUUUUGUGAUGACAAAAAUAAUUGGUUUUCACUCCCAGUUACGGCAACAGCAGAAAAUUGCAUUCUUACUAUUUACCUAUAUUUGGCAGUUCAUCUGGACAAGCAAAAAGUUAUUUUAAAGGACAAUAAAGAAGGAAAUACUACAAAGACUAGAGGCAGUUUUUUGAUUCCUAUGAUUCCACGCCGGGAUUCCAAACAUUUUGCAAAAAAGGGAUCCCUUGUUUCUAAAUUUAAUGAUGCUGAACUUACAUAUGGGAACCUAUUUGUAGGGAUGGAAAUUUCACGAGAUCAUAUGGACUCAGAUGAAAGUCUUUCAGACAGAGCCAAUGCUGGAUCUCUGGAAAAUGAAGAGAAGAAUCAACAGUUCUUUGCACCUGAAGAAGGAACAAAGGCUUAUGAUUACUUUCAGAAGGUUGUUAAUGCAGUGCAGACCUGGUUCAGUCUCUUUGGUUGGCCUGAAGGGCCCCAUUCUCUUUCCAUUCCUCAGACAAUAAGAAGGGAUGUGCAGAAAAUACAAUUCUAUUCAGCAUCCUCCCCAGCCAAGAAAUUUUCUAGACAGUAUGAUUUUUCCAAAUAUAAUAAGACGAUUUAUGAUGUGGUUCUUCACUUGAGUGGAAGACUGCCGCCUGGAAUUAAUUCAAACCAAUCCUUACCUGUGGAUAACAUUGAAAGAGUGAUCCAGCUCCAUUCACAACAUGCCUCCCUUCUUGACUUUAUCAC